AUGAGGUCUUGGUGGCUCAAGAUGUGGAGUAUAUUCACAGCCAUAUUCAGUAUGAUACUAGAUGUUGCCCAAUUCUGGAAAAAUAAGUUCCUCUCAUGGUGGAACUCCAAGUCUCCUCAAUCACGACUUUUUCAUACUCUGGAAACAGCACAAAGCUAUGAGCACUGGGAAGGAGCCGCAUUUGAGCUGGAUGAAAUUCUUAAUAAAGACCUCUGGCGCCAAAAUAAUAUCAGCAGACACUAUGAUCAUCGUCUAAUCCUGGGUCGAUUAGAAGCACUUAUGCUCGCGCGAGAGAACGAGAAUAUUCAAACUCUUGUUAAUCUACUCCGCUCAGGACUCGUGCGUAAUCUGGGCAAUAUCACUUCUACGAAGUUGUUCACGCACGCCUACGCGGGUACUAAACUUCUUAUCGAUGAUUAUAUUACCCAGGUUGCUUUAUCAAUUCAAUAUGUUACAUCCCUCCAGCCUGUGCCGGGUCAUGCAAAUGGCUUUACCUCUCAGGCAAAGCUGGAACUGUUGCAUGAUACACGACAAGCCUUUGGGCGUACGACUCUGCUGCUACAAGGCGGGUCGGUAUUUGGGUUGUGCCAUCUAGGCGUUGUCAAGGCAUUGCAUUUGCAGGGUCUCUUACCACGUAUUAUCACUGGCACUGCUACUGGUGCAAUGAUCGCGGCUCUUGUCGGGAUUCAUCCAGAAAGUGAACUGCUUGCCCUGCUCGAUGGGGAUACGAUUGACCUUUCGGCUUUUGAUCGGCGGAAAGGUUAUUCGAAUGGGAAAUCGGGUGAUGACAAGACUGAUAAUUGGGUCCGAAGAUUCUUUCGUCGGGCGAAGCGCUUCCUGCGCACUGGUCACUUAUUUGAUAUGGAAUUGCUGGAGGAGUGUGUGCGGGCGAACGUUGGAGAUCUGACAUUUGAAGAAGCGUAUGCCCGGUCAAAGCGGAUCUUGAAUAUCACUAUAGCCACUGCGGGUAAGACGGGUACCCCGAAUUUACUCAACUACCUGACAGCUCCGAAUGUGUUGAUCUGGUCUGCCGCCGCCGCUUCUAAUGCUUCCUCUUUCUCCGCCCGCUCUUCUCCAGUCAUCAUCUACUGCAAAGAUGAAACAGGAUCAAUCGUCCCAUGGCAACACGCCCAAGACGCAGUCUUCCAACCCUGGCGACACGUCCACUACAAUGAAGGCGAAUCCCCGCUUGCGCGAAUCGCGGAACUUUUCAACGUGAACCACUUCAUCGUCUCCCAAGCAAGACCAUACCUAAUCCCAUUCCUACGCUCUGAACUUAAUCUCCUAGACCGUCGCCAAACAGGCUGGAACAAUCUUACUCGAUCCCUGACACGAUUAAUCCUAGUUGAGCUACGCCACCGUCUCAGACAACUGGAUUACAUAGGCCUUCUGCCUGGGUAUAUCAGUCGUCUUUUAAUCGAUGAAAUCAUCCCCGGUCCGAACCUUACUUUGGUACCUGAUCUCAGUUUCUCGGAUCUGGGGAGACUUUUUCAGCAACCUACUAGGGAACAAGUUGUUGAAUGGACCUUGAAGGGAGAGCGAGGGGUUUGGCCUGCUGUUAGUGCUUUAAAGGUGAGGGAAGCUAUUGAGAUCGAGUUGGAUCGCGGGUAUCAGAUUGUUAGGAGGAGGAGACCGAGUGAUCAGGCGCUUCCGGCUCCGGUUUAUCAUUUUUAUAACGAGGAGGUCCCAAGGAAGAGGAGAGUUGGUGAGAACGAAGAUGAGAAGGGGAAUGGGGGUCAGGAUGAAUUACUUCAAACUGAUGGAGAGUAG
Molecule: messenger RNA, 1770 nt
Organism: Penicillium malachiteum
Lineage: Eukaryota; Fungi; Ascomycota; Eurotiomycetes; Eurotiales; Aspergillaceae
Product: triacylglycerol lipase family protein
Exons: 4
Coding region: 1-1770 (589 amino acids)
Biological process (GO): lipid metabolic process
Molecular function (GO): triacylglycerol lipase activity
Source: RefSeq, a predicted model, not a curated record